Molecule: messenger RNA, 1004 nt
Organism: Rhagoletis zephyria (snowberry fruit fly)
Lineage: Eukaryota; Metazoa; Arthropoda; Insecta; Diptera; Tephritidae
Product: putative nuclease HARBI1
Source: RefSeq, a predicted model, not a curated record
UGUUUUUGAUUAGUUAACAACUUAAAAUUAUGCUAGCAGCUGCAUUAAUUGCUUUGGCAACUGACCAAAGGAAUAUGUUACGAGUUCAUAGACGCCAUUUAAGGGAUGCAACUGACCCAUUUCAUUUACCAGAAGCUCGGUUUGAAGAGCUUUUUCGCUUUAAAAAAGAAGCUGCAAUUGCUCUAUUGAAUGAAAUAAGUCCUUUUAUGAAAAACGGAGAAAGAGCCACGUUUAUUCCAAAGGCACUAAGGAUGACUGGAGCACUGCAUUACUUUGCAACGGGAUCGUUUUUAAGGGAUGUUGGCCAGGAUUUCGUUUGCUCUUUAAGUAAAACAAUGGUUUGUCGUUCUAUAAAAGAAGUUACAUACAUCAUAGAAGAAAAGUUGAUGUGCAAUUAUAUUAAAUUUCCAACUACACUGGAGGAUCAAAGAAUUAUAAGUCUGCACAUUCUCAUGUGCACCUUUUUUUCUGCUACUGGUUUUCUUGGGUGCAUUGAUGCUAUUGAUUGCACGCACAUAAAGAUUAAAAAGCCAAGAGCCGAUGUUGAGAGCUGCUAUAUUAAUAGAAAAGGAUAUUUUUCAAAAAAUGUGCAAUUAUUAUGCGAAUACAACCUUAACAUAUUGGCUGGCAAUGCACGUUUUGGUGGUAGUACCCAUGAUGCAUUCAUAUGGGAAAACAGUAAAUGCAAGGAGUUUUUGGAAAGACAAUAUAGUCGUGAUGCAAAUACAAGUUGGCUGAUUGGAGAUUCUGGAUAUCCACUACAGCCAUGGCUAAUGACGCCGUUUCGAAAUCCGGAAACGACUGGCCAAACCAAUUUUAAUUUUUGUCAUAUUCGGGCUCGAAACUGUAUGGAAAGACUAUAUAAUCAACAGUUUUGCCGGGGUUUCCAAUUAGAGCGGGUAGAUGCUGGCGGCUUGUUGAUUCCUCAUCAACAACUACCCGCGCUUAUUGAAAACCCUUUAUAUACACUGGCGACCAAAAGUACAUCGGCUAUGAAAUUCUAG